ACAUCUUUUGAUGAACAGAAGCUCUUAAUUUUAUUAUGUCCAAUGUAUCAUUUUCUUCUUUUAUGGGUGCCACACUUUUCUGUCCUAAGAAAUCUGUGUCUGCCCUCAAGUUGUGGAGAUAUUUUCCUAUGUUUUCUUUUUAAAACAUUAUUGUUUUAUCUUUCACUUUUAGCUCUACAAUCCAUCUAGAACAGAUAUUUGGGUAAGGCAUGAAGUAAGGGUUAAGAUGCAUUUUUCUCUCUCUAUGACCCAGCACUACUUAUUGGAAAAAAAAAAUCUUUUCCCCACUACACAGCAGUGCCACCUUUGUCAUAAGUCAAAUGAUCAUAUAUGUCUGUUUUUGGACUCUCUAUUCUUCCUUGUCCUACUUGUCUAUCCUUGUGCCAAUAUCACAAAGUAAAAACCUCCUGGAAUUUUGAUUGGUAUUGAAUUAAAUACAUAAGUAAGUUCGGGAGAAUUGGCAGCUUAACAACAGCGAUUGUUUCAAUCCAAAACAUGGUAAUCUCUGUGUUCUGUCUUAAUACCAUCAGUCGGGUGUACAUUACCGAAUAUCUACACUCUGUAGAGUGUAGAGAAAAAGCUACCAAGACCCCUUUCAUCCUGGAUCCCAAGGACCUUCUUCCCAAUUUCUGUUCCCUGGUUUUCUCCUGCAUUCCUGAGCGAUGGGCACUUCAAUGAUUUCACAUUAUUGUAGGCCCUUAGAGGUCUCAACAGGAUAACAAUAUAAGAAUACAACACAAUAACCCUGACAUGUUCACACUCAGAGAUGCCCCCAUACAACAGGGCCCCAGGAGGGAGGUGUUUCCUCAGAGCAUCACUAUUUACGAAGGAUAUUAAAAAACAAAAGGAGGAAGCAUUUUUUUUUUUUUUAGAAAACCAUGCUAUGUGCUGCCCUUGGAUUACUGUAUGCAGUUCUGGUCACCACACCUCAAAAAAGAAAUAAUAGAGUUGGAGAAAUCCCAGGGAAGGGUAUAUCUAAUGACCAAAUGGAUGGAAGGACCUCCUUGUAGAGACAGAGCCAAACAAAACAAAAAAACCUUCACAUAAAAAAGGGAUAUAACUGCAGUCUAUGGUGUUAGAGAGUAUGGAUUAGGUGUAUGUAGACCAAAUCCUAGAAUACAUGUUAGGCACCAACACAUGGACACUUUUAAAAGGUAGAUUUAAGGCAAAUACUGGUAAAUGGAAACAUUUGCCAAGCAAAAAGGAGCACAUAAAAAUGAGUAGAUGGUGGUUUCUUUAAAGGAAGAUGCUAUUAAAGGAACCCAAGGGUAUUGCCAGGUACAUUCUUAUACUUUAAAGCUUGACAUUGCUUGGUGUCACAGCAGGUCAAAAUCCUACUUGACAAAGGCCACCUACCUGACCCAGUAUGGCAUGUUUAAGUUGAUAGGUACAUCUUGCUGCAAUGUCAAUUUUCUUUCAUUCAGCCUCUGGUGGGAACAGAGACUUUGUACAUAAUGAUGCCUCAGAGACUCGAGAACAAUAAUUAAGUUAAUCGCUUCUCAAGGUUGAAUAGUCCUAGUCCCUUUUAUUUCCACUGUAGAUCACAAUUGUUAGCCAUUUCCUCAUUUCUGUGUCCCGCUUUGGCAACUGUCCCAGUUCUCUGUGUCCCUUGAAAGCUAUGGAACCCUGAACUUAAUACAGACUCUAAUUUUGGCAAAAGUUUUAAGAAACAGUGUUUGCUCAGCAAAAUGCCCUCUUUGUCGGCCCCUGAGAAAACUGCUCCAUUCAAUUCUGAACACACAUACAUAUAUUCCUUUAAGUCAUGGGCAGGAGGAAAACACCCAUCUAGAGGAGGGUGAGGCCUAGGGCAAGCCAUAGGCUGUAGGUCCUCCAGCAUUUUUAUCCAGAAGAAUCAAGUUUAAAUUGGUAGAAAGAGCAGACUUGAGUGGGGAAAGACAUCACAAAAGGACCACUAGGACCUUGGAUAGGAUAGGAGAGAGUGGACGCAGGGGAAGCUCAAGAGGGAGCCAGAGAAGGUACAAGGCAGAGGGGGAACCCCUUCCACUUUUCCUUGGGGCUGGGACUGUCACUGUCCAGACUCCUGGAAGGAGGAAACGAGAACCUCAAACUCUGGUGUUUGGGUGCUUAAGCCCUAGGAUGGCUCUGUAUAUAUAACCUUGAUAUGCAUACCCAACUGCUUCAGACUGGGUCCUGAGGAAGCGGGGGUAGAUGUUCCCCAACUAUCUGAUCAUCACUCUCAUGGCCUUAUGAAGCACAGUGAUUUUUUUUAGGGCCACCUCAAGUCACACAAACCAAAGUCUAUUUGCCUAUUCAAGGAAAUUUGAAAGCUUGCUUUUCUAAAUCAAGCCAAGUGUGGGACCUAGUAGUUGCUAGGCAGGAAAUCUUAUUUAAAUAAUCACAGAAACUAGAGCUGGAAGGAAUCUUAAGGAUCAUGUGGUCAAAUGGAUUUCAGUCUGAUACAUGGAAAUGUAGGGAUUGCUCGUAGCAUCCCACAUUAUUGGGGAGGACACCACCUGUCCUACCAAGUCCGAUGAACUGGAACUAGAUUGCUUUUCAUUUUUAUAUCAGGUUUGUGGGGACAAAAAUACCUUUAAUAAAAAAAUAUUUGAAAAUAAUUGAUACCUCCCCCAAAUCAAGACUCCUCUCAAUUACAAGCAUAUAAUAUUCAUAUAUAUGGCAGCUUUAAUCAUUAGUCUCCUCCAUACUUAUGAUUCUAGCAUACCUGGCAGGUAAUGAAUACCAGAGUUGGGGAGGCCCCUAGACAACAUCUGGUCCCACCAUCUCAUUAUACAGGGGAGGAAACUGAGGUACAAAGAGGUGAAAGAAUAGUCAAUUGGUCUUUCCUUGACCACUUCCCAAAAUGAUGAGCUCACUACUGAACAAAGCUUUUGUUCUAAAAAUGGAUUGAAUAUGUUUAUUACCUUAAACUUGCUUUGCUCUCCACAACUAACUUUUUAGUUUAAUUGCCUCCUGGUUUGGUCUGAGUCUUCUAGGCACAGGAAGAGAAAUAUGAAAUGAAGAGAAAGAUACAGCUCAGCUUUCUCACAUCUAAACUGCAGCAGUAGCAGAGUGGGAAAUAGGGGUGAGAAAGAAAGAAGGAACUUCAGAGGCAAUGGCAGUCAAAGGAAGCAGCUGGGGGCGCAGAGAACCCCUGCAGGGGGUGAACAUCACCAGCCCAGUGCGCCUGAUCCGUGGCACGGUAGGGAAGUCAGCCCUGCUUUCCGUGCAGUACAGCAGCACCAGCAGCGACAAGCCUGUGGUGAAGUGGCAGCUAAAGCGGGACAAGCCAGUGACCGUGGUACAGUCCAUUGGCACAGAGGUCAUUGGCACCCUGAGGCCUGACUAUCGAGACCGCAUACGCCUCUUUGAAAAUGGCUCCCUGCUUCUCAGCGACCUGCAGCUGGCUGAUGAAGGCACCUAUGAGGUUGAGAUCUCCAUCACUGAUGACACCUUCACUGGGGAGAAGACCAUCAACCUCACUGUAGAUGUGCCCAUUUCAAGGCCACAGGUGUUAGUAGCUUCGACCACUGUACUGGAGCUCAGUGAGGCCUUCACCCUGAACUGCUCGCACGAAAAUGGCACCAAGCCCAGCUACACCUGGCUGAAGGAUGGCAAGCCCCUCCUCAAUGACUCGCGAAUGCUCCUGUCCCCCGACCAAAAGGUUCUCACCAUCACCCGUGUGCUCAUGGAGGAUGAUGACCUGUACAGCUGUGUAGUGGAGAACCCCAUCAGCCAGGGCCGCAGCCUGCCCAUUAAGAUCACCGUGUACAGAAGAAGCUCCCUGUACAUCAUCUUGUCCACAGGAGGCAUCUUCCUUCUUGUGACCUUGGUGACAGUCUGUGCCUGCUGGAAACCCUCCAAAAAGUCUGGGAAAAAGAGGAAGCUGGAAAAGCAAAACUCCCUGGAAUAUAUGGAUCAAAAUGAUGACAGCCUGAAACCAGAAGGUGAGCUCCCAGCUCCCCACUCACCCAUCCCAUCGUCACUCAGAUCAGUGGGCUGCUGGGAAAAGGCAGAACUGGGCGACAAGGAAGCCAGCUCUGCAGGGCCCCUUCCUCCACCAACUGCACGAAGACUGCAGAGCAGGGAGAGGUGCAACCAAGCAGACACCCUCCCACGAAGUGGAGAGCAGGAGCGGAAGAACCCCAUGGCACUCUAUCUUCUGAAGGACAAGGACGCCCCGGAGGCCGAGGAGGACCCUGCCCAGGAGCCCCGGAGCGCGACGGAGCCCGGCCCGCCCGGCUACACCGUAUCACCGGCAGUUUCCGGCCGCUCACCCGGGCUGCCCGUGCGCUCUGCCCGGCGCUACCCGCGCUCGCCCGCGCGCUCCCCCGCCCCCGGCCGAACGCACACGUCGCCGCCCCGAACCCCCGGCUCUCCCGGCCGCUCGCGCGCACUGAGGACUGCGGGCGCGCGCCUGAUCCGCGAGCAGGACGAGACCAGCCCAGUGGGGAUCAGCGCCUGAGCCUCCCCCGGACCCCCCUCCGGGGGCGCCCGCGCAGUGCGGCGGGGGGAAGUGGGGAGGCCGGGGUCUCCAGGAAGCGGGGCGAGGGGAGGUUCCCUGCCGGGGCUCACGGGGCGCACUGAGUCUCGCCUGCGGACGAGUAUGAACAUGUGCAGAUGGGGGACGCAGCGGGGCGCGAGAGGCUGAUCAGGGGUAAAACAGGGUCGCGUUUGCUCGCCGUUCACUAGCUGUGUUCUGGGUGGAUAUGGAUUGUGCCCCCAUAGGACCACAUAGGUUAUUAAAUUUCCGGCCCCGUUCCCCAAGGGACUUACGGAAACUAACAUCAGUAACCUAACCCCCAUGACUAUCCCUUGCCCUUCCUAGGGAGCUCCGGUGCUUCCCACCCACCUCUCUUCCUCCGAACGAACGCCUGGUUCCUGGAGCACUUUUUUUUGGCAAGCCCAGAUUAGAGAGGCCACUUGCCCAAAACGCACAACUGUCCUUAAACUAAAGGGAUGUCGGAUGCCGGUUCCCGGGUAUACAGGGCUGUUCUGAGCAUCCUGAAAUCAUUGUGAAGGCAGUGCCUUGGAGCACCCUUCUCUCAGCACCUGGUACCUACCCGUUGGGAGAGAGGCGCUCAAGCACAUUUCAUUGCCCCCUGACCUGGGCCCUAGCAAGGACAAAGGAGUCAAGCCCCCGUGCUUGGCCUCCUCUCAAAGCCUCCCUCAGUGGCAUGCCAAGCGUUCUUUCCGUUUCUAUGCCUACAGAGAAGGGGAUUCUCACUCAAUCCCCUAACGCAGAAAGCUAGAUAAAGUGAAGAACUGAUUUUAACCCCUCACACCUAUGCCUUCUCCCUGGCUUCCUUCCUUACAAAAUAAGCCUUUGAAACAAUCACUAUCCCUGGGAAAGGCUGUUGGGCUUCCUCCAGCUGUGAGAGAAUAGGUUUGACUUUCAGGGAAAUGGUGGGGGAGGAGGAAGCUUGUUGCUGCCCAGCAUGUCCCUGAGACAUGAUCCCACCCUUGGCCUCCAGCCUCCAGGAACCUGCCCUGUUCCCAGAUGCUCCGAUCCCAGGAGACAGGAGAACAGCAGACACCCUAAUUGCACA
Molecule: messenger RNA, 5507 nt
Organism: Hipposideros armiger (great roundleaf bat)
Lineage: Eukaryota; Metazoa; Chordata; Mammalia; Chiroptera; Hipposideridae
Gene: HEPACAM
Product: hepatic and glial cell adhesion molecule
Exons: 7
Coding region: 3074-4423 (449 amino acids)
Source: RefSeq, a predicted model, not a curated record